Linderina pennispora is the source of this 1173-nucleotide messenger RNA. Its product is annotated as RCC1/BLIP-II protein. The record is from RefSeq and is a predicted model, not a curated record. Bases 1 to 1173 code for a protein of 390 amino acids. The transcript has a single exon. NCBI's taxonomy places the organism in Eukaryota, Fungi, Kickxellomycota, Kickxellomycetes, Kickxellales, Kickxellaceae.
AUGGAUACAGUAUUUGCCCUCGGAUCCAACUCGGGCGGUCAGCUAGCAACUGGGAGCCUAGAUGAUGCGCAUUUCCUUACUGAAACUGUGUUUGGGCAGGAGUGCAGUGCUGCUGGGAUUGCUGGUGAUGCAGUUAUCGCUGGAGGCGGAAACCACACGUUUCUAGUGCGCAACAAGGGCCGUUUUCUCUUUGGCAGCGGUACAAAUGCCGAUGGACAGCUGGGAAUACCGACUGCAUCAUCUGGGCCUUACUUGCACUGGACACCGAUACAGUUCCCAGGAGAGUCAGUCUACAAGAUUGCCUGCGGCUGGAGCCACACACUGUUGCUCAACGACACACACAGGCUCUUCUCGGCUGGAUCCGGUGGAUUCGGACAGCUUGGGAUCAACCCUGAGCCCGGAGUAUCAAAGGCGAUGCAAUGGUCGGAAAUACGCAUAGGAGGCAGUGCAAAAAUAGUCGAUAUUGCCUGCGGAAUGAGGCACUCGCUUGCCCUGACUGGCAGUGGCGAUAUAUUUGGAUGGGGAGCGAACCGGUGUGGCCAGCUUGGUGUUCCUGGAACAAAGAAGCAGCCAAAUGUCUGUGAGCCAACCUUGGUUUCUGCUGGUCUCCCACCGAUCUCGAUGAUUGCGUGCGGGCGUAGCCAUUCUGUGGCCAUAGCCAGCGACCGUGUGACAGUGUUUGUUGCUGGCCAGGACAGGUGUGCGCAAUGCGGGCCUAGCAGCUACGAUGCUGUUGCUGGCACAUGGCGGUCGUUCCGUCUCAGCUCGCCUGCACGAAAGCUGUGCUCGGGAUGGGAGUUUGGUGCGGUGCUGUUGGAUCCCGCAGAGGGUAGCCAGACGAGUCGCUGCGUUACUAUGUGGGGGCGAUCCGACCAUGGCCAGCUGGGCAAAACGCCGAUGACCAUGCCUGGCGGAAGCCGCGACACUGUCGAUGUUGCGCUAGAGAGCGCGGUAGUUGACAUUGCGUGUGGCUCCAACCAUACUGUCGCUGUGCUCAGCAACGGCAGCGUGUGGGCGUGGGGGUGGAACGAGCAUGCCAAUGCAGGAGAUCCGUCACUUGCCGAUGUGGUGUGCCCGCGGCAGCUGUGGCCAGUAGCAGCAACAGUACCAGGGCGCUUGCCAAGCGUUGGCACUGGCUACGGCAACACGCUUAUUAGUAUUAGCUGUGAUUAG